Anopheles stephensi (Asian malaria mosquito) is the source of this 4062-nucleotide messenger RNA. RefSeq lists its product as uncharacterized. The record is from RefSeq and is a predicted model, not a curated record. NCBI's taxonomy places the organism in Eukaryota, Metazoa, Arthropoda, Insecta, Diptera, Culicidae. Gene Ontology annotation, cellular component: chitin-based extracellular matrix. Gene Ontology annotation, molecular function: structural constituent of chitin-based larval cuticle.
AGUGCAUUGGCUCUCGAGAGCGAAAGGGUGCUGCCGGUGACUGGCACUAGACGACGAACCCGCAUCGCGACGAACGAGCGUUCGAGUCGGACGGAAAAGCUAGCACCCCAACCGACGCCGUGGGUCAGUGUUGCUUUGGCCAGCACUCGGUACGGUACGCCUUUUGCACUGCCAAACCCGUGGCGCGUUCGAGGCGCAAAAAUCAAUAGUGCACGAUCAAUUCGAUCGAUCGAUUCGUCAUUCGAUGAAAAUUGCGAACGACACCGAGUGCCACCGGACGGGGGAAACAAAACAAAACAACGGAAAAGCGCAAAUUGAAGUGAGGGCGUCAGUCGGCCCAACGAACCGAUAAACGUCGUGGUACCAAGGUACCAAGUGCAAUUUACAGGCAGUGCAACAAAUAAAUAGUGCAACAGUGAUCGACGACAAAGCAGCGAUAAGCAAUACGAACACCACUUCGAACCAUUCGAACGGUGCAGCUAACAACACUCGGCCCGUCGUGAGGGGGGGAGAGUGUUGAUUGAUUUGCACUUUUAAUUACCGAUUACUCACCAGCAAAAGGCGUGUGUGAGGCGGAGAAAACGGAAGGAAGCAGCGAGAGGUACUGUACAAGUAGUACACGACUUCAAACAUCCUCCGCAUCGGUGCACCGGAACUGCAUCCGUAAACCAAAUCGACCGAAAAUAUGGGCAACAUUUUCCUGCUUCUGUUUGGAUUGCAGCUGGUUUAUCUGGACGGGGCCAAUGCUUCCUGGGGUUCGCCAGACAGCAACCAGUACCACAUACAGACGGAUGAAGGUCCCGAACGGUACUUCCGCUACCAGACGGAUAAUGGGCAGUUUCGGAAGGAGAAACGACUGCAGGACGGUACGGUGAUCGGUACAGACGCAUGGAUUGAUGCUUCCGGCUAUCUGCGACAGAACGACUACAUCGCCGAUCACAAGGGUUAUCGAAUCUUGAAAUCGAAAACAGUCUUCGUCGGACAGGAUCGCCCUAUACAGGAUGCUAUCAAGCUGGCCAAAAACAAACCAGCCGAUUCUGGUGUGUUGGUUCCAUCGGAUCCUUCCUACGAACAGCCGACGCCACCAUCUCCACCACCUCAGCACCGAAACCAACCCGCGAUCCAAUCGAUAGCGAUUGUCCCAUCGACUCCAGCUCCCAUCUCCGUCCACUCCACACCCUCCCUCAACGCAGUCUUCAUCCGACCUCACUCACAACCGAUCGGAUCCGGCUAUCAUCAUCGUCCCCAUCGGCAACACCCGAACAGAAGUAUCUGCCUUCCUCCGGUUCCAGCACUCCUCCCCACAGACACUAUUCCGUCCAUAUCGGCGAGACCUCCCGCUCUGGACAUCUACGUACCCUCGACCACUUACACUCCUCUCACCGGAAACGAGCUUUCCUCCACACCGAUCGCCGUAUACGCUCCGUCCUCAACUCCAAAUCCACUACGUGACCGUUCCGAAGCUCAUCUACCUCCGCUCGUGAUCUACAACAGCAACCCUUCGGUGGCGGUGGAUCCCAGCGGGUACAUAGCCGCCACAACGUACACUCCACCACAUCGACGACGAAGACCCAAUCCGGCGGAACGGACGCCGUCGGCCUUCAGUGAACCGAUCCUGAUCACAUCUUCCCGUCCCUACGUGGAAAGUUCUACACCAGCGACGCUCAACCUGAAGCCACUAGUACAACUACAGUCCCUGGAUCACUCGGGAAGUAAUUCGCUCGAUUCGGGCUUCAACCGGGAUCUGAUCGAUCCACCCGCGCAGUACGAACACACCCGAAGGUAUUACGAUGAGAAUGGACAGGAGCUGCCAGUGAGACGUGCCGGCGAAAGCCAUCCGUACGAUGGUGUUGCCGUGACGAACGAUGGCUUCCGGUACUAUCUGCCCCGACAGUACCACGAGGAGCGUAACUCGGGCAGUGACACGCGCGAUGGAUCGUUCGGAUACAUCGAUCCGUUUGGGAUUCGGCGCGUCGUCUACUACAACACCGGCCCCGGCAAGGGUUUCGUGCAUCGAAAGAAUAACCGAUUCGUUGGGUUCGAUGCGACACCGUACGAUCCUAGACCGGUCUAGGGUAGCGUUCCCCGUGCUCCUCUUCGCUAAUCGAGUCUUCCGAAUUAUUUAUUUCCCAUUUUAACAUCCUUCCUCUCCGCUCACGAUCGUACUAGCUACUAGAGACGGAGUGUCUUCCGGUGCACUCCACGCAGCCUAACAUUGAUUUCACGGAUCACGCAGCGUGGCCAACGACGAAUGACGAUCCACACUCGCUGUAAUGAGUUGCAAACGAAGUCCCACUUUCCGGAGAAGGCUGAAUAUAAAGUUCCCUUCGACUGGGCACACUGGCCGUCGAUGACCUCGUGUGUGUGUUUUUCCCCGGCGCUCGAAAGAGCUGAUUGGGUUUACAAAUCGCAAAUACCUUCACCGUUUCACACCGUUCGGAAUCAAAAUACAUACGAAACACGAAUCAUACAGCGCUCGAUCGUCUACGGUAGGAAGGAUGCAGUGUUCUGUACCAACGAGACGAUGAUCGAUGGUGACGAUUCGUUAAGGCCGGUGAACGGUUCCCCUUUCAUAAAUGGAUUCGUCGCUGGCGUUACAGAGUGGCGAGUGUAACGAGGGCGCUAUGUUUUCUGGGUGGAAUUGGUCCCGGGUUACGUACCGGGACCGAUGUGUGACAUAUUCAUCUCGCCCGCUAAAAUGGAGCGCACUGAUUGUAUCACGAUCCAAUUUCGCUUGAUUAAUGUCAACACAUUCGCGGUGAAGUUGACGUCCUUCAAGUCUUCAGGAGGUUCCGCCUCAGAACGCCGCGUAGGACUAACGAAAGAUUAAUGCUUCAUUGAUGACUCUAUUACUCUGAGGAUUCAAACUCUUUGCGAGCUUUUAGCAGACAUUAAACGGUGAUCUAAAUUGGAGCGAGGUAAUUGUCGUCGUCGUCGUCUAGUACCACUCUCGUACUCUGCAUCAACCGAUCACACUGACACACCUUACCGAAGCCGUUUGAUUAGCCGCAUUGUUUGUGCAAAUUUGCCAUAAUUUUAAGCAUAGUUGUUAGCGUCUUAAGUCUUAAGCUUCGCCGAUAAGCACCAAUCUACGGUACUUGUACUUUUACUCCUUAAUAUGCUUGUUUUAACUUAUGACCCAGUAAUAUUCGUAGCCUGGUUUUAAACCGUGUGUUGAUCACAUCCCACCCCCGUUCCCCAGAUUCCCCAGAUUCCUUGCCUCCCCCCAGCCCUUGCUCGAUCAGUCGAGGGAGCAUUAAGUAAUGCAAACAAUCAGGUUUAAACUAAUCAAACGCGCAAGGAAAAAGAAACCACAGUAAUACAAAAACUAAUUGCCAUAUCAGUAGAAGCAGCACUGUAAGGGUAAACUACCAGAGUAGUUGUAGCGCCAUGUGGACGAUGGUGUAUGAGUGUUAUCUAUAUACGAAACAAAAAAACCCCAUAAUACGCUUUGCUUUUUACAAACAGAAUCCUCUAAAUCACGUCGAUCAAUCGAACCCUUGCUUGCUCGUAUGCCCGGUUUUUUUCUCCGGCAAUAGAUCUUCAUUUCCCAUUUUCGCUUUCAAAAUGCUUUUUCCGCCAAAACAAACCCCCCACGUGGGGCACCCCCACUCAUACUUUUCCCAUGCGAAGUGUUUGGAUUUGUGUGGUGCAAAAUUACUCGCAAAACAGGGAUGCCACCCGACAGACCGAACAAAAAUAACAUGAUGGCAGCAACCACAUGGGAAAUGAACUUCCGUUACGGAGAAUGCCGCACUGUUCCGUCGUAGGUGUUACGGCGCUAGACAACAUGGGCGGUAACGUACGAGCCGUAAAAACAAAAAGCAAACAGGUAGCAGCAGCCAAUUUAAUGCCUGAGUAGUAGUAGCCACUUCCCGGGCGCUUUAAUGUAGGAGGUGAAUAGAUGAAGUAAGCAAAGCAGCCAGCACAAGCGCUUGAUCGGUAUUGAAGCGAGGAACAUCACCACCCGACACCCCGACAUGGCUUCCGUGUUCCGCUGGCGCGUGCCGGAAAGCAUGCUUUUCCAAUAAAGUCCGGUCUGACCGAAUGAUUCAAGCUGAA